AUGAGUCGCAGUCCAGAGAGGAUCUCGUCGUACCGUCGGCACUUUGAGGACCGCAGCUCCUCCUCAUACCACCUGCGUGUGUCAAGCCCAUCUCCUUCUCAUCGACAUCGCUCUGCUAGCUACAACCGCAGUGCCACUGCAACCAGCCUGCAUACCGAGAGGAAGGGGAUGAGAACCUCCUCCAGCUCACGGUCACCAGGUCUGACCAGCAUGAGCAUGAGUGCCCUCUGCCUGAGCACCGGAAUGGGUGCUGCCCUGGACCUGGACGCUGCAGUUGCAGAAAACCGUGAAUUCCUCACUACGCGCACUAGCGAGCGGCAGGAGAUGGUGGUGCUCAAUGACAGGCUGGCGGCAUACAUCGAAAAGGUUCGGACCCUGGAGCAGGACAAUAAGCUGCUGGAGACGGAGAUUGAGGAGCUGCGAAAGCGACCUGUCAAGCCAUCGGGGCUGCGAGCGCUGUAUGAAGAGCAGCUAAGGGAGCUGAACAGAAUAGCUGAGCAGAUGAGAGCCCAACGGGACCUAGCUCUUGCUGCAAAAGCAGUCAUGGCAUCUCAGUUGGAUAUGCUUAAAGUUAAAUAUGAGGAGGCAGCAGAGACAAGGAAGAAGGCAGAGCUUGAGAUAGAAGCGUUCCGUCCAGAUGUUGACGCAGCUACCUCUGCACGUAUCGCCCUGGAGAAGCAACUGGAGAACCUAGAAGUGCAACUUGAAUUUCUCAAGAGAGUGCAAAAAGAGGAAAUUGAGGAGCUAAUGCAGCAGAUAUACAACUCAGUAGCCAAGGUUGAGGUGGCCUUCUCUCUUCCAGACUUAGCUGCUGCCCUAAAACAAAUUCAAUCAGAGUACGAUGUCAUCGCUGCCAAGAAUCUGCAGGAAAUGGAUGCUUGGUAUAAAAGUAAAUUUGAUGACCUAAACAAUGCAUCCACCGAACAUGCAGAAAAGGUUCGAAAUAUGAGAAGAGAAAUCGCAAACCUCAAAAGAGAUAUUGAAAACAAACAGCAUGAGCUUGAGUCACUGAAGGCCAGGCAUGAGAUGUUGGAGGCACAGAUCCGUGAUGCUCGAGAAAGACACAAGAAAGCGAUAAAUGAGCUGGAGGACAACACUGAAAGACUUAGGAUUGAGCUGAAAUCCACCAAAGAGAAAGCUGCACUUCACCUGCACAAAUAUCAGGACCUGCUGAAUGUGAAGAUGGCCUUGGAGAUAGAAAUAAUGACUUACAGGAAACUGAUUGAGGGCGAGGACUCACGCUUGACCGGUAUGGUGCAAGCUUUGUCGUUGACGAGUGGUGGCCUGCGUGUGAAUGCCCUUGUUGGCCCUGGUGUGGGGACACUUGUGCAAGGCCCCGUUGAAACCGUCGAGAGACAUUCAAAAGAACAGGCAGUGGAGACGACCGAGAGAAAAACCCUGCUCAUCAGAACAGUUAAAACAGAAGAUGACGUUAUGCAAAGCAACAGGGAGGAGCGAACUAUGAUCAUUUCUGGCACAGCCGACUCAGAUGAAGACUAGAGAACACAGCUUCUUGUCUUAUCCCUCAUUGGAAGGACUUCAGAUACCACAAAGGGAUAUCUUUACUACCUUAGCGCUUUGCACUUCUAUUUUGCUAGA
Messenger RNA from Scleropages formosus (Asian bonytongue), 1599 nucleotides. RefSeq names its product notochord granular surface (gene ngs). Gene Ontology annotation, cellular component: intermediate filament; cytoplasm. The coding region runs from base 1 to 1500 and encodes 499 amino acids. NCBI's taxonomy places the organism in Eukaryota, Metazoa, Chordata, Actinopteri, Osteoglossiformes, Osteoglossidae. Gene Ontology annotation, biological process: intermediate filament organization. The record is from RefSeq and is a predicted model, not a curated record. Gene Ontology annotation, molecular function: structural constituent of cytoskeleton. The transcript is spliced from 11 exons.